Messenger RNA from Cucurbitaria berberidis CBS 394.84, 980 nucleotides. RefSeq lists its product as uncharacterized. NCBI's taxonomy places the organism in Eukaryota, Fungi, Ascomycota, Dothideomycetes, Pleosporales, Cucurbitariaceae. The transcript is spliced from 2 exons. The record is from RefSeq and is a predicted model, not a curated record. The coding region runs from base 79 to 810 and encodes 243 amino acids.
CAGCUGCGAACAUGCACCAGGCUAUAUCUUCAAACUUCCUAGCUACAUAACCCACACGAUGACAAAGUCUGCACAGUCAUGGCGCCCAACAUACCCGACCACUGGCUCUGGCUCGGCCUAGGCGUCUUUACCUUCAUUGCGAUCAAGCAAGUCUCCCACGGCCUCCAAAACAUACGCAUCAUCACCGAAGUUCACACGCCUAUCCGUCAACCCCACAUAAUCCCCCCAACAUCGCCAACCCACCAAGAAGACGCCAUAAAAACGUCCUCCCUCCUCACCCUCGCCACAUCCCACAACACUGAGAUCCGCUCCAGCGCUACCAAAAUCCUCUGCACGCGCUUCUACGCCUCUGCCUCGGCAAAGAAAGCGCUCGUGCGAGAUUUGAAUAGUAAGGAUGACGACGUGAAGCACCGAGCGCAAUUAGCAUUCAACCUAUUAUGCGACAUGGGCGUGUGGACGGAGUAUAGCUUACCGCCGCCGACGCCUAGGGGAGCAUGGCGGUUGUUGGGGCGGAGGGAGUGGGAUUUCCAGAGGGAUGCUGCGGAGAGGGAUUUGCGGAGAAGGAGGAGAGAGGCGGUGGUGAUUCAUGAAGGAGAUGGAGCUGUGGGAAGAGAGGAUGUUUACAUGCGGGACCAGGAGGGGAGGAUGAGCAUUGAGGAUGCGACGCCCGGUCAGGAGAGGACCCCAAGUGUAGAGGUGAUGUUGGCUCUGUUGAGGACCGUGCAUGAAACUCUGGUAGAUCACGAGGGAAAUCUACUAGUGAGAGAGGGGGAUGUAGAUGGAGGACUCACAGGGCUAGAUGCGCAGUGAGCAGGAUGGGCAGGACAUAUCUUGCCCCUGUCUCGUGGCCGGAUGAGUGACACGAGAUUUUGACACUAUUUUAUGAUACCCCUAGCACGCAAUGAUGAAAUGACGUCUUUAUUUUCCUGUGUCUGUUUGGUGAUACCCCGCCUCGUUCAUACAAGUACUUUAACUAAUUG